AUGUCAUUUAUCGCUUUUGCUUGCGUCAAUUUUUGAUUUUAUUUACAUUUUCAUUACUGAAACUCAUUCACUUGUUGUGUGAAUUCAUUCUAUAAACUGAUACUGAAAGUUUAAUUGGAUGGAAUAUAAGUAUAGCAGCAUGCAAAUGGGUCGCAUGGGCCCUCCAUCAGGGGGCGGGGAGGACGAGACGGCGGGUCAGGCCCUGACUGACUUUCUGCUGCAACUGGAGAACUACAACCCGUCGAUACCAGACGCUGUUGUGUCCCACUAUUUGAACAACUCUGGAUUCGAAUCGCAGGAUCCCAGAUUGGUAAGACUGAUAGCUUUAGCUUCUCAAAAAUUCCUAUCGGACAUAGCAAAUGAUGCCUUACAACACUGCAAAAUGAGGACAUCCAGCCAAAUAACCCAAAGCUCUAAGAACCAGAAAGGCCCUAAGGAAAAGAAGUAUGUUAUGACGAUGGAAGACCUGGUUCCAGCUCUCCAGGAGUACGGGAUCACCGCCCGCAAACCACACUACUAUGUUUAAGACAAAAUUACGCUUGUAUAAAGUGUCUUUAAUAUUAAAAAUAUAAUCAGCAAUACUUUUUCUCAUAUCUUAACUCAAUGUUUCUCAAAUGUCUACUCUGAAAUUAAUGUUUUCCGUAUGUUUGUGUACCAAAAUUCAGUUUCUUAUUUCAUUUUGUUAUUUAAUAUUGUAGGCUAACUACUACUGUAUUAAAAUGGUUUUAAAAUAAUAA
Molecule: messenger RNA, 737 nt
Organism: Plutella xylostella (diamondback moth)
Lineage: Eukaryota; Metazoa; Arthropoda; Insecta; Lepidoptera; Plutellidae
Product: transcription initiation factor TFIID subunit 10
Biological process (GO): transcription initiation at RNA polymerase II promoter
Cellular component (GO): SAGA complex; transcription factor TFIID complex; nucleus
Molecular function (GO): promoter-specific chromatin binding; RNA polymerase II general transcription initiation factor activity
Source: RefSeq, a predicted model, not a curated record